AUGACCAGACGGAAACAGAGCAAGCUAUGGCCGAAUCUAAAGGCGUUGUAUCUUGGGAUGGGAGAUGAACACUGGCUGGAGCAAAUUCCAGAUUUCAAGGAGCUUCAAAUCCUCAGCAUCCAAGAAUUUGUAUCUGGUACACGCAUCUUCAACAGUGAUGUUAUAUCAAAAAUAGGAAAAUGCCGGGAACUACGGGUUAUCGACGUCUAUUUCCGGGAACGCAAUGACAUAGAAGGGCUUCUCGAUAUCGCGCAUGGAUGCCCGCUCUUACAAAAGCUCCGCGUACUGCACCGGUGUCCUAGGGACCAAUUGAGCCCACUGAACAUCUUAUCUGACCUUUUGCGCUCCUUACCCCACCUGGAAUUCCUUGAACUUGAUUUCAAGUUUCGGAUGGAUGGUGCACACAUUCAAGAUCUGGCGGUCCACUGUCCAAGACUCCCCGUGCUUAGACUGUGUGAGACUUGGUUGUGUCUCUCCAUUGCGCAGAUGCGUAUGGUUGAUCCGCUUCGACAGCUAGAACUUGUGCACUUCAGAGAGGUACUUUUUGAGAAUCCACAACAUUUAAUGGAACCGCACAUAUUCUCUACCAUUGUAGCAGAGUGGCGCAGGAUAUUUCCAAAGCUCCGGGAGAUGCCUUGUCCCGCCGACAUAUACGGCAUUGAUAUGGAAAGAGGUAAUAUGAACGACACAUCAGAAAGGAACAUUGUCAAUAUACGCAGCAAUGACGAGACUCCCCUGAGUGUUUUAGAGGAUACAGAGGAGUAUAAUUCAGUUAUGCUUACUUUAUCUAAUGAUGAACAGAUGUUUUUAGAUGAGUCGGAGGAUUCAGAAGCAGAUUCCAGUGAGGAAGAAGAAGAAGAAGAAGCGGUCUUUCCUGGUGAGCCGGAGCUCAACUACAACUACUUCGGGUCAGACUGGUUCUCCUUACGAAUAAAACUAUGGAGAGAGCUUCAGUACGGACAAGGCCAGUUCACUCAUGACAGGAUGGCCAGUAUUUGGAGGACAAAUCUUGAAAUCGAGAAGAUCGGCUGGCCGGUGAUGCCCCUAGAAGCGUACUCGGACCCAGAGAGCUAUUGA
This is a messenger RNA of Talaromyces marneffei, 1077 nucleotides long. RefSeq lists its product as uncharacterized. The coding region runs from base 1 to 1077 and encodes 358 amino acids. NCBI's taxonomy places the organism in Eukaryota, Fungi, Ascomycota, Eurotiomycetes, Eurotiales, Trichocomaceae. The transcript has a single exon. The record is from RefSeq and is a predicted model, not a curated record.